AUGGAUAAGAAAAACCAAACAUGUAUCACUGAGAUUCAUCUUCUUGGAUUUCAGAAUCUGAAUGACUGGAAAAUAUUUUGCUUUACUAUGCUUUUUAUAGUUUACUGUGUGGCAAUUAGUGGGAAUCUCCUCAUUAUCGCAAUGGUGGCCUUCUGUAAGAACCUACAUUCCCCCAUGUAUAUGUUCCUUGUACAACUCUCUGUAUGUGAUGUUUUACUGACCACAGACAUCCUCCCAAACACACUUGCCAGUAUUCUUAGUGAUGGGGCAGUUAUGUCAUUUUCUGGUUGUAUAGCCCAGUUUUAUAUAUUUGGUGGCUCUGAAUCAUCAGAGUGCUUCAUAUUAACAGUGAUGGCCUAUGACAGGUACCUAGCCAUUUGUAACCCCCUCCGAUAUUCUUCCAUUAUGGACGUGACCUUUUUUGUGAAAUUAUCUAUUCUCUCCUGGAUUUUGGGAUUUUCUAUUACAUUGGUGACAACACUAAACAUAUUUACAUUAGAUUUCUGUGGACCAAAUAUCAUUGAUCACUUAUUUUGUGAUUUUGCUCCUAUUUUGCAACUGUCUUGUUCAGAAACAUCCACAGUUAAAAUGGAGGUGGUCCUGUUGAGUGUUUUUGUGAUGGUUUUGCCUUUGGUUUUAACUGGGAUAUCAUAUGGGUGGAUUGUCAAAGCUAUCCUAGGAAUGUCUUCCAAUAUUGACAAAUCAAAGGUCUUUUCAACUUGCAGUUCUCAUCUAACUGUGGUCUGCAUAUUUUAUGGGACAUUAAUUGUUAUUUAUAUGCUACCAACAAAAGGGUUGUCUCUAACUAUUAGCAAAAUGGUUUCUCUUCUAUAUACUGCAGUGACUCCAAUGAUGAAUCCUAUCAUAUACAGCUUGAGGAAUAAGGACAUCAAAUACCUUAUAAUUUCUUACACCACCAAGAAGCAUAGGUAA
Molecule: messenger RNA, 933 nt
Organism: Rana temporaria (common frog)
Lineage: Eukaryota; Metazoa; Chordata; Amphibia; Anura; Ranidae
Product: olfactory receptor 11L1-like
Exons: 1
Coding region: 1-933 (310 amino acids)
Biological process (GO): G protein-coupled receptor signaling pathway
Cellular component (GO): membrane
Molecular function (GO): olfactory receptor activity; G protein-coupled receptor activity
Source: RefSeq, a predicted model, not a curated record